AUGUCCCAGCAACAUACUCUGCCAGUGACCCUGCCCCCUGCCCUUAGUCAGGAGCCCCUCAAGCCUGUUUCUCCUCCAACUGAUACCCAGCAGGAGCAAGUGAAGCAGCCAACUCCACUUCCUGCCCCAUGCCAGGAGGUGGCCUCCGAGCUCCCAGGGGAGGUCCCCUUGGAGCACGGGGAGAAACACACAACUCUUGUGAAGGGGGUGCCCGAGCAAGACUGUGAGCAGCAGCAGCAGGAGUCACAGCAGCAGGAACAGCAUCUGGAACAGCAGCAGCAGCAAGAGGCACAGGAGCAGGAACCGAACCUGGAUCAGCAGCAGCAGCAAGAGGCACAGGAGGAGAAACCGCACCUGGAACAGCAGCAGCAGCAAGAGGCACAGGAGCAGGAACAGCACCUGGGACAGCAGCAGCAGCAAGAGGCACAGGAGCAGAAACCCCACCUGGGACAGCAGCAGCAGCAAGAGGCACAGGAGCAGAAACCCCACCUGGGACAGCAGCAGCAGCAAGAGGCACAGGAGCAAGAACCGCACCUGGAACAGCAGCAGCAGCAAGAGACACAGGAGCCAGAACUGCAUCUGGGGAAGCAUCUGGAACAGCAGCAGCAGCAAGAGUCACAGAAGCAGGAACUGCACCUGGAUCAGCAGCAGCAGCAGGAGCUACAAGAGCAGGAAGUGCAGCAACAGGAACAGCAUGAGGACCAUCAGAAAGCAGAAAACCUGGCGCAGCAGCUAGAGCAGGAGAACGCACAAAGGGAGCAGCAGCUAAAGGAACAGCUGGAGGAGGACAAGAGGCUCUUGGACCAGCAACUGGAUCAAGAGCUGGCAAAGAGUGAUGGACAGCUGGAAAAGAAAGAAGAGCAGCUGCUGGAGCACCUGGAGAAGCAGCAAGAGCCCGCAGAGCAGCAGCAGGGGCAGCGGCGGCAGCCUGUGUUUGUCCCAGCUCCUGGCCAGGUCCAAGAGACCCGGCCAGUCCAGCCACUGAAGGAAGAAGUCUUGCCCCCUGCAGAGCAGCAGCAGCAGCAGCAGAAGCAGUAG
Messenger RNA from Diceros bicornis minor, 1038 nucleotides. RefSeq names its product involucrin (gene IVL). Gene Ontology annotation, biological process: keratinocyte differentiation. NCBI's taxonomy places the organism in Eukaryota, Metazoa, Chordata, Mammalia, Perissodactyla, Rhinocerotidae. The record is from RefSeq and is a predicted model, not a curated record. Gene Ontology annotation, cellular component: cornified envelope. The transcript has a single exon. The coding region runs from base 1 to 1038 and encodes 345 amino acids.